AUGCUCUUAGCAAAUAAUAAAAAAAUACAUCAAAGUUGGACAAAUAACAAUUUUGCUGGAAAAGAUUGGUUCCGAGAUUUCUUAGCUAGAAACCCGGAAAUAAGCUCAAGGACGCCUCAAGCCACCAGUUUGUCGCGAGCUACAAGUUUCAACAAAAAAAAUGGAACAGACUUUUACGAAAACUUGAAGCAAGUGCGAGAAAAGUAUAAUUUUGAGACACAAAAUAUAUAUAAUUGUGAUGAAACUGGCUGUACUACUGUCCAACAAUGCCCCAAAGUAUUGGCAAGUAAAAAAGCCAAGCAAGUAGGACAUGCCACCUCUGCUGAAAGAGGUACUCUGGUUACAGUCUGCUUGGCUGUAAACGCCAUUGGAAAUGCCAUGCCUCCUUUUUUCAUAUUUCCGCGUGUUAAAUACCGACCUGACUUUGUUGAUGGGGGACCUGAAGGGUCUGAUGGAGAUUCAUACAUUACGGAUUGGAUGACUGCCAAGAGCUUCCUAAAAUUCAUGAAACAUUUCAAAAAGCACUCCCAUGCAUCGAAAGAUAAUCCCGUGUUAUUAAUUCUUGAUAACCACGAAAGCCAUGUGAGCAUCGAAGUGAUAAGUUAUGCAAAAUCCAACGGCAUCACAUUGCUUACACUUCCGCCCCAUUGCAGCAAUAAGUUGCAACCUUUGGAUAUCGCUAUAUAUUCGUCAUUUAAAUCGAGAUAUAAUACUGCGUUGAGCAACUGGAUGCUUUCAAAUCCUGGAAGGACAGUAACGAUAUACCAAAUUCCUGGAUUCAUCUAA
This is a messenger RNA of Parnassius apollo (apollo), 786 nucleotides long. Lineage: Eukaryota; Metazoa; Arthropoda; Insecta; Lepidoptera; Papilionidae. The record is from the annotation of a GenBank genome assembly.